AUUGUUAGCUAGAGUUACAUAGUCAGCUAACGUAAACGUGCGAGGUGGUUGAAUAACUGUUUGUGUAGCUAGCUAAGUUACGUUAUUCAACGCUCAUAAACAGUGAAAAGCUCAUCGCGCAUUAUUUAACUAUCCAACGUGACUAACAGCCCAUUUGCUGGUCUGAACCUCCUGUGAGUGAUGGAACCGGAGGGGGAAAGCACCCCGACCCCGGCGCACUCCAAAAAGCCCGACGUUGCGCUCUACGUCCCCAAGAAACGGCAGGAGCAGGGGGGUGCCGUGAAAGAGGCCCCCGCUAACCCCAAACCCUCCUCCAGAGACAAGGCCCAGGCUGCCGGCAAGCCCAGGACAAGGCCCCGGUACAGCGACAAGAACAGGAAGAAUAACAACAGAGCCAAGAAGGACAGAGGAGGCGGAGACCAGACGGUGACCAACGCCCUCCCCAACGGCGACUUGGGGGAGAGGGAGGCCGAAAACAAGACUGACAACCAGACAGAGGGUGGGCCGGUUCACUCUGGGACGCUUCCGGUGCCUGAGGGGGAGGGGCUGAGUAAUUGUAGCCCCUCUGAAGCCCCAGGGGGCAGGGCGGACGGUGAGGCUGCAGGCUCGUCCAAUCAGCAGAGCUCUUUGGAGCAACAGGAGGCAGAGCCGGAGGAGGAGAGCUGGGACAGCCUGUUCAAUGACAACGGGGACUGCCUGGAUCCUCACCUGAUAGAGGAGAUCUCGCUGAAAGGUGGGAAGAAGAAGGACGUCCAGGAGCCGCGGUUCGAUUACUACAACUGGGACCCGGAGCGGGACCCGGAGCUGGAGCUGCGAGAGGAUGAGCUGUCCAACAUCGUGGAGAUCUACGACUUCCCCAGCGAGUUCAAAACCGAGGACCUGCUGCGGGCCUUCCACUCCUACCAGCAGAGGGGCUUUGACAUCCAGUGGGUGGAUGAGAUGCACGCUCUUGGACUCUUCUCCAGCCCCAUCGCGGCCAGAGACGCCCUCAUGUCCAAACACCCCUUGUUGAAGGUCCGCCCCCUCUCACAGGCAUCGGCCGCUACCAAGGCCAAAGCCCGGAGCUGCUCAGACUACCUCCUGCCCGCUAAGGAGCGGCCCCAGACCAGUGCAGCCCUGGCCCGCAGGCUGGUCAUCGGGGCGCUGGGCGUGCGGAGCCCCCAGAGCCGGGACGAGAGGGAUGCUGAGAGAAAGAAACUGCAGGAGGCGCGAGAGCAAAAGCGGCUGGCAGCAAAACAGCGCGAGGAUGCAUGGGAAGGGAAGUGAAGGAGGACAGUUCUCACACACACACACAAACACACAAACACAUACGUACACACACACACACACACACACACAAAUACACACAUAUGUACACACACACACACAAACACACACAUACACACAUACGUACACACACACACACACACACAUACGUACACACAUACACAUACAUACACGCAUACACACAAAUGCACACACGUACAUAGAGACACGCUGGAGAUGCCAGUUGGAUCGCCACAAGCUAUGCCACUUGUUUAGUGUAAGUCAGGAACACCGGAAAGUUCUGACUUCUGCACCUGGGAAUUUUCGCAGGAUGCAGCAGCUACAGUGAUUUUAGUCAUUAGAGUAAGAGAACAGAGCGGAACAAAGCUAAAAUAAUUCCCAAACUAUUGGAAACCAAAGUCCAAACAAUGUUUUCACACGACCAGAAUUGAAAAUUUAUGAACAGGGUAUUAAACAAAUAAAUAUAUUAAACAAAAUAUUUAGAAAUUACUUUAAUGCUAUUUGCAAACCAAAUGUCCAAAGAAAAUGUUCCCCCCCCCCAUAAUUUCUCUAGAGAAGUACAGACACCUCACAAAUGUGUUGAGUGAGGGAGACAUGGUGUAGUUGCUCUUGACUCAUUUAAACUAUCGUGUAUGUUAGAGGUACCCAGUCCCGUAAGUGAAAUCAGACAUUAGGCCCUGCCUCUACUGUGCUCACUCUAAACAUUUAUUCAAGAGCAGGUUAUAUGUGAACAUCUGUAUUUUUAGAACCAAAAAGGGCUUCAGUAUGUGGGUUUAAACCAAGACUCACACACAACUUGGCAAUCCCUUUGCUGCCGGGUGCACAGCUUUGCCGCUUUGAAAAUGGAGCUCUCAUUAUCCAGUCACAAGUCCUUUUGGUUUCUGUGCUGAAAGGUGAUUGGAUAGUGCAUGGUCAUGAGACGACAAGGCAGCCAUGUUGAGAAUCAUCCGUAAUAAAGGAUAGGCAAAGCUCCCUGCUCCAGGCUUUCCAACUCUGGCCUAGAUUCCGUCAACAUUUCUCAUUUGUAUAUAAUAAGUUACAGUUGAUUAGACUAAGUAGGGGACAAUCCCCACCCUGGAGCAAUGCAAGGUUAAGGUCCUUUCUCAAGGCCCAACAGCUGUGCAGAUCUUAUUUUCGUCUCAAGCAGUUCAACGAUCACCAAAAUUAAUUCACCAAAUUGCGCUUAUGAAGAGAAAGGGACCGUGGGGCAAAGUUAACCAAUUUUUUGGGGCAAAGUUAAUUGUUGAUUGAAUCUAGGCCUUUUUCUCAGAGUAUUCUGCUCCCAGUCACCUUACCUUUUAGGACACGUGAAGAAAAAGAUUUGAACAUUUACUGCCUGUGAUUCAAGCUCUAGGAUCCGCAUAUGGAAGGUCACACCAAAUACUGUUCUGAGUUUUCUGCAGAAACACCUCUGUCUGCCCUUCCACCUUAGAAGUGUUUUCAUUUUUAUACUUUUUAUCCAGUAUACUGUACAUGGUGUCUUCACCCAUCUGUGAUUUAAUAAAUAAUUUUAAAUGUCAA
This is a messenger RNA of Conger conger (European conger), 2787 nucleotides long. RefSeq names its product R3H domain and coiled-coil containing 1-like (gene r3hcc1l). The record is from RefSeq and is a predicted model, not a curated record. The transcript is spliced from 7 exons. Lineage: Eukaryota; Metazoa; Chordata; Actinopteri; Anguilliformes; Congridae. The coding region runs from base 181 to 1266 and encodes 361 amino acids.